This is a messenger RNA of Bacidia gigantensis, 777 nucleotides long. RefSeq lists its product as uncharacterized. The transcript has 2 exons. The coding region runs from base 1 to 777 and encodes 258 amino acids. NCBI's taxonomy places the organism in Eukaryota, Fungi, Ascomycota, Lecanoromycetes, Lecanorales, Ramalinaceae. The record is from RefSeq and is a predicted model, not a curated record.
AUGCAAGUCUCCGCCGGUUGCUACAGCGACGGUGGCCAGGUCGGAGAUAAGGACAUGGCCGCUUCGAAGAUCAACGACAUCUGUACGAAUCACUUGACAGGUGCCUACGAUGCUGGCGCGUCGCGUCAUGCGUGUCUACCCGAUGGUAAGAAUCGAUGGGACUUUACAGUCAAGAGUAUUGGCAAGGCGAAACAAAACCUCCCUUUGUCAGAAUGUAUCAGUGGGCUCAUCAAGGAGACAUCUGGCUGCGCAUCUGGUGGCAGUUCCAGCUAUACGGACUGGGCGUAUACAGCUGACCCGAACGCCGGUGCUUGCAAAUCCGAUGACGUUUCUGUCCAACCAGCUCCUGAUCGAAGAGGACGCCUAACUUGGAACAUGCAUGAUCGAGCCCUCGUCAGAUCAGGCUUCACAGUACCAAAGGAAACUUACGAUCGAGCCAAACAAGGCUAUUGCCAAAUGGUGCAAGAUGGCGCAGAUGCUCUCACGUCGGUCGCAAGAUACAUUGAGCGGGGCAGAUGCCAAUCCGAAGCCUGCAUCUUGGUCUUAGAGAUAACGUUCCAGGUAGGAGGAGAGUUCGUUCAUGACAGAAUCCCGACGUGGUGCAGCGCUGUGUUCGACGAUCUAUACGGUACCUUCCAAGGCAACGGCGGAACGGCCGAUAUCGACAUCGGAGCCGAAACUGGCAUGGUGUCUGUCACCGUCGGUGCGGAGGACAGAGGUGAAAAAUGUCACACCUCUGCAGCAUCUAACGAGAUGUGCGGAAGUGGCUCGACUUAG